Messenger RNA from Sinocyclocheilus grahami, 1369 nucleotides. It is a transcript of the gene 42sp43, whose product is annotated as P43 5S RNA-binding protein. Gene Ontology annotation, cellular component: nucleus. Bases 91 to 1191 code for a protein of 366 amino acids. Lineage: Eukaryota; Metazoa; Chordata; Actinopteri; Cypriniformes; Cyprinidae. The transcript is spliced from 9 exons. The record is from RefSeq and is a predicted model, not a curated record.
AAUCUCUUACUUAAUAAUGUGACUUGAACGAGGCAAAGUAACAAUAGUCACAUUGAAAGUGCAAUGCUGUAGUUGCAUACGCGUUUGAAGAUGAUGAACGCACGGGUGGUUGAGAAAGAGGACACUGUGCCGCGACUGCAGCUGUUUAAUUGCGCUUACAGUGAUUGUGGAGCGACAUUCGUGCGUCAGUGGCGUCUGCUGGAGCACGAGACCGUGCACACCGGUGCGCGACCUCACAAGUGUGUUGUAGCAGGAUGUGGACGCAGUUUCACCCGUAAAUCGCACCUGAGCCGACAUGCUUUAAUACACAGCGGGGUGAAAGACUUGAAGUGCAGUGCCGCUGCGUGUGGCAAGAGCUUCUUCACCGCUGAUAAACUUAAGAGGCACGUGCGCUACGCUCACAGCGAGAAACGCGAAUAUUUCAAGUGUGAAGAGCCACAGUGCGCAAAGACGUUUAGGAAACGGCGAGCGUUGAAACUGCACCUGGCGACGCACGGUGCAUCCAGUUUCAGAUGCUUGAAAAGCGGAUGUGGGAUGAGGUUUGAGUCUCACGUUGCGCGGAAAGCACAUGAUCGGAGACAUUCAGGUUAUCGCUGUCCUCAUGCUGAAUGCCCCAUCAGUGUGCACACCUGGAGGAAUUUACAGAAACACAUGGCAUGUCACCCAGCAUCAUUCCCCUGUAUGGCAUGCAAAAAAGCCUUCAGGAAGCGUGAUGCUUUGAGGAGACACAAGCGGACACAUGCAUUGCAGAAGCCGGUUUUGCUCUGUCCCAGUCAGGGCUGCCAGGCUUACUUUUCCACCACCUUCAACCUGCAACAUCAUAUUCGAAAGAUCCAUCUACAGCUGCUCUCACACCGCUGUUCCUUCCCUGGCUGCAGCAAGAGUUUUGCCAUGCGUGAAAGCCUCGUCCGCCAUCUGUUACGUCAUGAACCUGAUAUGGCCAAACUCAAGCACCCACAUAAGCGGAGCAGCAAGAGUUGGCAGAAACGUUUGGAAGGGAGAAAUCGUCGUCCUCUAGUUGAAGACCUUCGCUCUCUCUUUUCAUUACGCAUGAAGAUCUCUCCGAGGGCCAAACUGGAAGCUGAUCUGACAGGCCUCUUUAAUGAGCGUAAAAUCCCACACCAUGUUGAUCCUGAAGUAAACCUCAAAGAUCUGUUCAGUAUCCGUCCGACUAAGGUUGCUGAUAAAUAGAUUUCUUUUUUUCUUCUGUAUACAAAUACUGUACUGACACGAAUUCAGUUUAAAGAAAAAAAUUUUUGUUUCAGGUGUUAGUACUUGAGGUACAGAAGUUUAUUGAUUUACCAUUGUUUGAGAAACAACAAAUUAAGUUCUCUGUAUGAGAAAAAUAAAGGAUUUAGUUUUGUCAGUC